This is a messenger RNA of Musa acuminata AAA Group (dessert banana), 441 nucleotides long. Its product is annotated as vegetative cell wall protein gp1-like. The record is from RefSeq and is a predicted model, not a curated record. Bases 1 to 441 code for a protein of 146 amino acids. The transcript has a single exon. NCBI's taxonomy places the organism in Eukaryota, Viridiplantae, Streptophyta, Magnoliopsida, Zingiberales, Musaceae.
AUGAAGUCCUCCGGCGCCCGCCUCCGCCUGCUCGUGGCGGCUCUGACCCUGCUCUUUGUGGCCUCCACCGCUCAAGCGCCUGGCCCAGCUCCCGUCAAGCCCCCCACCGUAGCUCCUACCCCCGCUCCCACUGUCGCGCCCCCGACCCCGGCUCCCGCUCCCGGCCCCGCACCGUCCCCCAGCGUCCCUGUCCCCGCACCGUCGGCCCCGGCGCCGUCCCCCAACGUCCCUGUCCCCGCCCCCGUGGCCCCGGCGCCGUCGCCUAAGGCGCCCACCCCGGCACCAGAGGCGCCCGCCUCCUCCCCUCCCGCUCCCCCUCCAGCCAGCCAGACGCCGACCGAGGCGCCGAGCCCGCCGUCCACCAGCGGGGCCGCUGAGCUCUGCUCUGCGGCCUGGGUCUCCGCCGCCGUGGCCGUCGCCACCGUUGCGUAUGCGUUCUAA